This is a messenger RNA of Pelmatolapia mariae (spotted tilapia), 2546 nucleotides long. It is a transcript of the gene hnrnpa3, whose product is annotated as heterogeneous nuclear ribonucleoprotein A3. Bases 119 to 1123 code for a protein of 334 amino acids. The record is from RefSeq and is a predicted model, not a curated record. Lineage: Eukaryota; Metazoa; Chordata; Actinopteri; Cichliformes; Cichlidae. Gene Ontology annotation, cellular component: catalytic step 2 spliceosome. Gene Ontology annotation, biological process: mRNA splicing, via spliceosome. Gene Ontology annotation, molecular function: mRNA 3'-UTR binding. The transcript has 11 exons.
AGUGCUGUGUUUUAAAUUCUGACGACUGUAGUUCACGAUCGUCUUACGACCAGCAUCAGCAACCACGCCGAUUGGGUCACGUGAUCCGCUCAGAUCUGCGUCCGUGGACAUCUGCAAAAUGGAGGACCGUGGCGCUAAAGAGCCUGAGCAGCUCAGAAAGCUGUUCAUUGGAGGUCUGAGCUUUGAAACUACGGAGGAGAGUUUACGGGCCCAUUUUGAACAAUGGGGUACCCUUACAGAUUGUGUGGUAAUGAGAGAUCCUAACAGCAAACGAUCAAGAGGGUUUGGCUUUGUAACAUACUCUUCUGUAAGGGAAGUCGAUGAUGCCAUGAAAGCAAGACCUCAUAAAGUAGAUGGCCGAGUUGUAGAGCCCAAGAGGGCUGUGUCCAGAGAGGACUCCAAUAAACCAGGCGCCCAUCUGACAGUGAAGAAGAUCUUUGUUGGUGGCAUCAAGGAAGAUACUGAGGAGUACCACAUUCGCGAGUAUUUUGAGAAAUAUGGAAAGAUCGAAUGCAUUGACAUCAUGGAGGAACGCUCCACAGGGAAGAAGAGAGGAUUCUGCUUUGUCACUUUUGAUGACCAUGAUACUGUAGACAAAAUUGUUGCCCAGAAAUUCCACACAAUCAACUUCCACAACUGUGAAGUCAGGAAAGCUCUGUCAAAACAGGAAAUGAGUGCUAUAUCCAAUAACAGGGGCAGGAGCGGGGGAUCAGGAAAUUUCAUGGGCAGAGGUGGUAAUUUUGGAGGCGGCGGCAACUUUGGCAGAGGUGGCUAUGGUGGAGGACGAGGUGGAUAUGGGGAUGAUUUUGACAAUGGUCCAGGAGGAAAUUAUGGUGGCGGACCAGGUUAUGGAGGUGGCCGAGGGGGCUACGGAGGUGGAGGUCCUGGGUAUGGCAACCAGGGUGGAGGAUUUGGUGGCAACUGUGACGGAGGCUAUGGAGGUAAUGGUGGAGGAUAUGGAGGUGGUGGAAAUUACAAUGACUUUGGAAACUAUGGUGGACAGCAGUCAAACUAUGGGCCCAUGAAGGGAAACAGCUUUGGAGGCAGAAACUCAGGUGGACCCUAUGGCGGUGGAUACGGCUCCGGUGGUGGCAGCGGCGGCUACGGCUCUCGGCGAUAUUAAUUAUUUAAUGUUUUGAUGUGGAAAGAGGAAUUCUCUUCUUGCUGAAAAUCUGUAAAGACCUGAUAACAUGGAAGGUUCUGGAUGGGUAAGACUUUUUUUUUUUUUUAAAUAUUGUCCAAGCCUGCUCAUAUUUCAAUCUAAUGCUGAUUAAACAAGGUGCAAAACACAGGGUGUUGUAAGAUAAACACAGCAGGUUGACCUUCAGUAUUUGUCUACUUUGAACAGAAUCAGCAUGUGCCCUUCACCCCACUGCUCGGUACGCUUUGAAGCCAAAUACUCUUUAUGCUUAUCAUCAGUAUAUUUUAAAGCUCAAAUAAAGGUGGUGGUGAUUCAACACUUAAAACAGAAAGAUUAUCAUGCAUUCCAAGAAAGGAAAUAAAAAAAGUCACUAUAUCUAACAUAUAGGUCUUUUCUUUUUUUUUAAGUUUUAUAAGUAACUACUUUCGGUUGCUCCCCUACUUCAGAGGGUAGGUCUGCAUAUUUGAUUUGGCCAAAUCCUACACCCGAUGCCCUUCUUGACACAACCCUCCGAGGGAAUUGUAUCUCCUUCCAGGAUCAAACUGGGUAAAUGUGUAAACCACUACACAAGGAGCUCCCAUUUUUAGUUUUAUCAUGUAUCAAACAAUCCUAAUCCCAAAAGGUGCAAAGUCAGAAAAUCAACAAUUAUAAUAUUACAGUAUCAAUUCACACAGUAUAAACUGUGACUUAUUAAAUAAGCACUUUAAACUGGAGGCUGAGGUUUUCUAGAAAGCUAACAUAUUUAAAAAGAAAUGUAACCAAUUUUUUAAAAGAAUUGUUUUUUAAAAAAAACUAUCAGCAGGGGUCACAGGCACAUAUAGUAUUAAAUGUGAGUAUAUUGGUGUAAUAGAUGAAAGCAUAGCAUUUUUCCGUACAGGCCAUUUACAAAGUGCUUCCAUUUGUUUCAGUUCUCAGAGUAGCCAAGUAAGCCAGCAAACUGAGGGACUUUUUGUAAAGUUUCCGUAAUCAUGACAAGUCCUCCUACGGCACAUAUACGUUGUAGUUUUUAGAACUGAUGAAUGAUUUGUCAUCAAAUGCAUAAAAAUAAACUUGACAUUUAAUUAUUUUUUAACUUAUUUCUGAUUUAUUUGUAUUCAUGUUUGUGAUACUUUGGUGGUGUUGUGACUAGGUGGACAAAGUUUAGGUGUCAAAUGUUUUGAUUCCACAUAUUUCAUGUCUAGACUGCUCAGUAUAAAGAACAAAAACGGUGCCCACUGUUAUCCUGUCUCUCCCAGGAUAUUAUCUUUGCAAAGGCAUGUAAAAUAACUAGCCUCAUGUCAGGAGAGACAAAGAGCGAGUCAACGAAGGAAAGAAAAGAAAAAAAACUUGUUUAUUAAGGGCACACCAGUGAACCAUUUUGUCUACUAAGCAGAAUAUGUAAAGUGUGACUUAUGUGUUUGAAUAA